CCAAACCCGAAAAGGCCCGAAUCCAACCCAUCAAUUUUCUUUUCUUUCAAACAGCGCCAAAGUUGAAGAGAAAGAAAGAAACAGAGCAGAAAAAUGGAGAAACUCGCAAAUUCAUUUUCAGUGUUAGAACUCGACGCCGAUGAUAGCCACGUUCCCACCACUGCCGGUAGUAGUGACAAGAGAGUUAAUGCUGACAUUGACAUUGUACCAGGAAAAAGCGAGAAACAAAAUCUAGAAAAUCCAGUGACUUCUUCAUGUGAAUACAAGUUACCUCUUGUGUGGAUUGACUUGGAAAUGACUGGUUUAAAUAUCGAAGUGGACAGAAUAUUGGAGAUUGCUUGUAUAAUUACAGAUGGAAAUUUAACCAAAACAGUGGAGGGUCCUGAUUUGGUCAUCCAUCAAACUAAGGAGUGCCUUGACAGGAUGGGAGAAUGGUGUCAAAGUCAUCAUGCAGCUAGUGGGUUAACAAAAAAGGUGCUAAAGAGUACAAUAAGUGAAGGAGAAGCUGAAAAGCAGGUUAUUGAAUUUGUUAAGAGAUAUGUUAAUGUUGGUUUGUACACACCUCUCUUGGCAGGAAGUUCAAUAUAUGUUGAUUUUCAAUUUCUGAAGAAAUACAUGCCAAAAUUGGCGAGUCUCUUCUCUCAUGUGGUUGUUGAUGUUAGUAGUGUUAAAGCUCUCUGCAUUCGCUGGUAUCCCAAAGAUAAGGAGAGAGCACCUUCAAAAUUAAAAACACACAGAGCUUUAGAUGACAUUAGAGAAAGCAUUGAGGAACUUAGAUACUACAAGGCAAAUAUUUUUAAGCCCAGGUCCAGAAAGUGAUAGGGAUGCAGUGAAAUCAGCGUACGAAUGUUGAUGGGCAGGUUUUCAGUUCAAGCGUCAAAUCUCAUUGUUAUGGAGGGUUUGCUGGCUGAGUAAAUGGCUCGUGAUUUUGGAUUAAGUUUAGUUACUGCAAAAUCAUAUUUAAAUUUGUACUGAAAACCAUGAUGUACAGGUUAAAUUGAGCUUCAACUCCUUUGAUUGUCCAUUCAAGAAAGAAAAAGGAAAUGUAAUUGUUGAUUACAAUGCCUAAAGAAAUGUUAUGUGUAUGUAUCUCUGCCAACUGGACCAUUGUGAAAUGCUUAACUUCAGCAAUGAGCAUUUGCAUUCAUAGAUGAUUA
Glycine soja is the source of this 1157-nucleotide messenger RNA. RefSeq names its product oligoribonuclease-like. NCBI's taxonomy places the organism in Eukaryota, Viridiplantae, Streptophyta, Magnoliopsida, Fabales, Fabaceae. Gene Ontology annotation, cellular component: mitochondrion. The transcript has 8 exons. The record is from RefSeq and is a predicted model, not a curated record. Bases 94 to 819 code for a protein of 241 amino acids. Gene Ontology annotation, molecular function: nucleic acid binding; 3'-5'-RNA exonuclease activity.